CUAGAAUAGACAUAGCCGGCUUUUUCGACAUUCCUAGUUCUACUCUUUUUGUUGCCCUUGUCGAUCUCCCUUCUCUUCUUCUUCCUUUCUUGCCGCAACAAUGCUGGCUAUAUUCUUCUGCUUGUUUAUAGCUUUGGCUAGCGCUUACCCAGCGCGAGGCCCUUGUACGGGAGACUGCUGGACUCAUGAUCCUGCUAUGAUCCAGCGUGAGUCGGAUGGCACGUACUUCCGUUUCUCGACGGGCACUGGUGUCAACACCAUGACAUCUCCUUCAUUGAAGGGACCCUGGACGGACGUGGGUGCGGCUCUGCCGAAUGGUUCCAAGAUUACUCUCGAUGGCGUGGACAGCAGCAACAUCUGGGCCCCCGACGUGCACUACCAAGACGGCACAUACUAUAUGUACUACGUGCUCUCCAAACUAGGCACACAAACCUCUCAAAUCGGCGUCGCAACCUCCAAAACAAUGGAACCCGGCUCCUGGACCGACCACGGCAUCAUCGGCGUCCCCGCCAACAGCGCCUAUAACCGCAUCGACCCUAACUGGAUCACCAUCGGCGGCAAGCAGUACCUCCAAUUCGGCUCCUACUGGCAAGACAUUUACCAAGUCGGCUCCAACAUGCCGCACCAGAUUGCGUAUAACGCGAGUUUGAAUCACCGUGUCGAGGGCUCGUUUUUGUAUCAGCAUGGGAGCUUUUAUUACCUGUUUUUCAGCGGUGGUGUUGCGGGCUCGUAUACGGCGACUUACCCCGCUCAGGGCGAGGAGUAUCGUGUGCAUGUUUGUCGCUCGUCGAGUGGAACCGGGGGCUUUGUUGACCAGGCUGGAACUUCUUGCCUGGAAUCUGGUGGUACUAUUAUCCUUGCUAGCCACGAUCAGGUUUAUGCACCCGGUGGACAGGGUGUUCUUACCGACAAAGAUCUCGGCCCUGUGCUGUACUACCACUACUACUCGCUCACGGCCAAAAAAGCCGGCGGCACUGGUGUCAAGGGGUACCUGUAUGGCUGGAAUGAGCUGGACUUUUCGACCGGCUGGCCUGUCGUAAAGGCCGUUUAAUGCUCUGCUGCGGGGAUUUCUUUCCAUCAACUUUCUUCAACUUCUAUACAUAUAGCAUGGAGGGAUCCGGACGUUUGCGAGACUUGUCUGGGUGUCUCGAUCUUCUUUCUUUCUUUCUUUCUUUCUUAUCUGUCCAUGGUUCGGGGGUUGUAUACUUGAUACUUGCCCUGUUUUGUGCACUCGUUUGUUCGAUACCCCAUGCAUGGCGGCUGCUUGGGCAGCGCGCGCUUGACUGACAGGUGGUUUAUGUCGUACUAAUUUUUAUAUUACUCAUGUGGGUUUGGCCCAUUGAGUUUGCCCUUAGCGGGCUGAUGCACAGUCA
Molecule: messenger RNA, 1373 nt
Organism: Penicillium subrubescens
Lineage: Eukaryota; Fungi; Ascomycota; Eurotiomycetes; Eurotiales; Aspergillaceae
Product: arabinan endo-1-5-alpha-L-arabinosidase C
Exons: 5
Coding region: 101-1051 (316 amino acids)
Biological process (GO): carbohydrate metabolic process
Molecular function (GO): arabinan endo-1,5-alpha-L-arabinosidase activity
Source: RefSeq, a predicted model, not a curated record